Messenger RNA from Dictyostelium discoideum AX4, 816 nucleotides. RefSeq lists its product as hypothetical. Gene Ontology annotation, biological process: regulation of DNA-templated transcription. Lineage: Eukaryota; Evosea; Eumycetozoa; Dictyosteliales; Dictyosteliaceae. The coding region runs from base 1 to 816 and encodes 271 amino acids. Gene Ontology annotation, cellular component: chromosome; nucleus. The transcript is spliced from 4 exons. The record is from RefSeq and is a predicted model, not a curated record.
AUGCAAUUACAAUUUGAAUAUUGUGAAAAAGUGUCAAGAAGACUUUCAAUUAAAUGGCAUGAAAAUCCUACAACUGGUUGUUUAAAGGUUAGAGCUAUGAUGGCAGUUUCCAACAUAUACUAUGCAGAAAUUAUGAAUGCAUGCAUAGGUUCUUUGAUGGCAAAUAGUUUAGAAUCAGAUUUAAUUAAAGAAACCAAUGCAAUUACAAAUUUGAAUAUGUCAUCAGGUCCAAUUAAUACUUUGGCUGUAAAAUCGAAUUUAUUUAGAAAGUAUCACAGCAAAUCCUAUAAAACUCAAACUGUUAAAUAUGGUGAUCUCUUUUGGUCCAAAAAUGAUGAUGAAACAAUUAAAGGAUUUGAGAAAGUUUUGGAAACUGAAAGUUUAUUAAUUGGUCCACAUUUAAUUAUGCAUAAUAGAGCAGUAAUACCACUUCAAAACAAAACAAAUCCAUCAUACAAAAAAACUAAUUCAAGGAAUAUCGGUGAAGAUUUACCAAAAUCCUUUACAUUUGAAAUUGAUAAAAAUUUAAAAAUAGGAGCAAUGGCCUAUAUGUACAAACAUCUUAUAGAUUCACUUGGAAAUGAUGUCGAAAUUAUUAAAAAGUACCUCCAACCCUAUUAUAAAACAAAAAUUGAAACCAAAGAGGAAUUUAAAUCUUAUGUAGGCAAACUUAUAAUGAUGGUAAUACAAAAAGAACAUGGAAACUGUAUUAUAGGAGAAGAUACAGACUUAAAAAUAAAGGGAUUGGUUAAUGAAUAUCUUUUGAAAAAAGCUAAAAUGCAAAAUCACGUUUACAAACAAUUCGUUGUAAAUUAA